Molecule: messenger RNA, 719 nt
Organism: Paramecium primaurelia
Lineage: Eukaryota; Ciliophora; Oligohymenophorea; Peniculida; Parameciidae
Source: the annotation of a GenBank genome assembly
AUGAAGAGAUCAGACCAUUUUAUAUCUGGGAGUACCAAUAGCUCAAUGAUAAUAUGGGCAAGAAAUGAAAAUGGUUUAUGGAUUUACCAAUAGAAAUUGAAUGGACAUACAAGUAGUAUAGUAUGUUUGUUAUUAAAUAAUAAUGAAGAUAUUAUUAUAUCUGUUAGUAAUGAUUAUAAGAUUAAAUUCUAGUAGAAAUAAAAUGAAUAGUUGUGCUUUUUAAUUACAGAUCAUACAAGUACUGUAUUAAGAUUAAGUUUCAAUGAAUAAUAAAAUAAAUAUUUUUUGAACAAUCAGAAUUGAAUAAAUAAUGGAUUGUAAUAUAAAAAAUUACAGUAGAACAAUUAGGAUAUAGAUUAUUCUUUAUUGAUAAUAAUACAUUCACAUUCUAUCCUUAUGGAAAAGAUUACAUAGAAGUUUUUGAGAUGAAUAAUAGUAAUAAAUAGUAUACCAAGACAAAAGAUAUUCCUGUAAAAGGUGGUAGUGAUUAUUUUUUAUUUCCUUAAUAAUAUAAAAAAUCAAAAUGUAUGCUUGUGAAUAAGAAUGGUUCAAAUAUUAGUUUAAUAAGGAAGAAACAAAAUGGAAAGUUUAUGAUUGAGGAAUCUAUUGAAUUUGGAACUCGUAGUAUUUUUGGAUAUAUGACUGAUGAUGGACAGUAUUUGAUUACUUGGGAUGAAAAUUCAAAAGAAAUUCAAAUCAGAAAAUAUCAGGAGAAAUGA